CCACCCAAUUCUUCUCUUGAUUCCUAGUUUCUUGUUCUCCUCUCGAUUACGCUAACGCAAUAUGGACUGUACAAUGAGGAGUAUUUCCUUGUUUUCACAGUCAUCUAAUGGUAUUUCAGGAACUGCAAGAAGUCCAUUUCAAUGGCCGAUAAAUCAUCGAUUUUCGUCGGGCCAACGUGAUUUCAUUUGCAAGUCGUUGCCGGUGUCGUCGCCUAGUGCAACGCCAUUGAUCCCUGCUGAAAAUGGUGCUAUGUAUAAUUAUAUACGUCAACCUGUGAUAGUUACUCCUGAAGUUGACGACGGCACGAAGCACAGCGAAUUGGUCGAAAGAACUCGACGAGAACUGCAAAGAAGUACAAAACCAGUUGAGACGCUAAAACUUAUAGACAAUCUUCAACGAUUAGGAAUUGCAUAUUAUUUUGAGGAUGAUAUCAAUGCAAUACUGGAUCAAUUCUCUGAUGGCUUGCCUGAUGAAGAUCUCUUCACAACAGCCUUAUGCUUCCGCUUGCUCCGCGAUAGCGGCUACAAAACUGGUUCUGAUGUCUUUCUUAAAUUCAUGGAAAAGAACAUGAAAUUCAAGGAUCAUUUGGCUCAAGACACCAUAGGCUUAUUGAGCUUAUACGAAGCAUCGUCCAUGGGAGCAAACGGCGAAGAAAUAUUGUCAGAGGCCAAGGAAUUUACCGAAAUUCACCUUAGACAGUCGAUGCCUCGGUUGGUGCCGCAACUUCGUCGACAAGUUAGUUCUGCCUUAGAGCUCCCGAGGCACCUCAGGAUGGCUCGGUUAGAAGCUAGGCGUUACAUUGAAGAAUAUGGUAAUGAAAGUGACCAUGAUCCAGCCGUUUUAGAACUGGCAAGAUUAGAUUAUAACAAAGUCCAGUUACAACACCAAAUGGAAUUGGCUGAAAUAACAAGAUGGUGGAAACAAUUAGGGCUAGUUGAGAAGCUGAGCUUUGCCCGGGACAGACCCUUGGAAUGCUUUUUAUGGACAGUGGGACUUCUUCCAGAACCCAAGUACUCUAGCUGCAGAAUUGAACUGGCUAAGACCAUAGCCAUUCUAUUGGUAAUUGAUGAUAUUUUUGACACAUAUGGCAAAAUGGAGGAACUUGUUCUUUUCACUGAAGCAAUUCAAAGAUGGGAUCUUGAUGAAUUGGAAACUCUUCCACCGUACAUGAGAAUAUGUUACAUGGCUUUGUACAACACUACCAAUGAAAUCUGCUACAAAAUCCUCAAGGAGUAUGGAUUUUGCGUCCUUCCCUACCUUAAAUCCACGUGGAUAGAUAUGAUUGAGGGGUUUAUGGUAGAGGCAAAUUGGUUCAACGGUGGACAUGGACCAAAUUUGGAGGAAUAUAUAGAGAAUGGUGUUUCAACAGCAGGAGCAUAUAUGGCUUUGGUGCACCUAUUCUUUCUUAUAGGGGAAGGAGUUACAAAUGAGAAUAUUGCUAAAUUGUUGAGAAAACCAUAUCCUAAACUCUUUUCCGCAGCCGGGAGAAUUCUUCGUCUCUGGGAUGAUCUAGGAACUGCCAAGGAGGAGGAAGAACGAGGCGAUCUUGCAUCAUGCAUGCAGAUAUUAAUGAGAGAGAAAAACAUAGAUUGUGAAAACGAAGGCAGAAAUUAUAUUCUGAAAGCUAUAAACGGCCUAUGGAAAGAUCUGAACGAUGAACUGAUUUCACCAAAUGCAAUGCCAUUAGCCAUUACCAAAGUUGCAUUAAACAUGGCUAGAGCUUCUGAAGUUGUUUACAAGCAUGAAGAGGACUCCUACUUCUCCAGCGUCGAUAAUUAUGUACAGGCUUUGUUCUUCACUCCCAUUAAUUGAUUUUUACAUGUAUUAAAAUCUGAAGGACUAAUUUAUGUACUGAAAACAUAUACAUUUAAUCUUUGGCCUUUUUAUGUAAUUCUAUUGGUAUAAUAA
Messenger RNA from Olea europaea var. sylvestris, 1909 nucleotides. RefSeq names its product geraniol synthase, chloroplastic-like. Gene Ontology annotation, molecular function: terpene synthase activity; magnesium ion binding. The transcript is spliced from 7 exons. The record is from RefSeq and is a predicted model, not a curated record. Lineage: Eukaryota; Viridiplantae; Streptophyta; Magnoliopsida; Lamiales; Oleaceae. Gene Ontology annotation, biological process: diterpenoid biosynthetic process. The coding region runs from base 62 to 1813 and encodes 583 amino acids.